Molecule: messenger RNA, 471 nt
Organism: Rhizopus microsporus ATCC 52813
Lineage: Eukaryota; Fungi; Mucoromycota; Mucoromycetes; Mucorales; Rhizopodaceae
Exons: 2
Coding region: 1-471 (156 amino acids)
Biological process (GO): mitochondrion organization
Cellular component (GO): mitochondrion; nucleus
Source: RefSeq, a predicted model, not a curated record
AUGCCUCGUUCAUCUAGAUCUUCCCGUCCUGCUGCCAGACCUGCUCGUCCUUCAGGACCAUCUCAUCAACAAACUAGAAGUGCACAUACCCAUGCUCCUCCUCCACAGCAACAUGCACCAGUUCAACAACAACAACAACAACAACAAAGACAGCCUUCUGAAGCAGCGCAGCAUCGUCAACCAGGAUUAUUUGGUCAAAUGGCAUCUACUGCGGCAGGCGUAGCUGUUGGUUCUGCUGUUGGACAUACAAUGGCUAAUGGUAUUUCAUCCAUGUUUGGUGGUGGUCAUCAACCAGAAGAAGUACAACAACAAGAAGCAUACCAAGCAUCAUCAGAGAAUGUAAAGAAUUCAUGUGAAGCCGAUGCAAAGGCAUUUACUCAAUGUCUUGAUGCAACAAAUAAUGAUAUGUCUGCUUGUAAAUGGUAUUUAGACGCACUUAAACAAUGCCAACAGAUGGCAUCUCAAUAUUAA